Messenger RNA from Opisthorchis viverrini, 2154 nucleotides. RefSeq lists its product as hypothetical. The transcript has a single exon. Lineage: Eukaryota; Metazoa; Platyhelminthes; Trematoda; Opisthorchiida; Opisthorchiidae. Bases 1 to 2154 code for a protein of 717 amino acids. Gene Ontology annotation, cellular component: U2 snRNP; U2-type prespliceosome; catalytic step 2 spliceosome. The record is from RefSeq and is a predicted model, not a curated record. Gene Ontology annotation, molecular function: RNA binding. Gene Ontology annotation, biological process: regulation of alternative mRNA splicing, via spliceosome; mRNA cis splicing, via spliceosome.
AUGCAUAAAUCUGGAUUCCGAGAGAAGAUCUUGAUACGGAGUAAUUCAAGUGAUUAUGUUUCGCUCUCUAUUGACUUUGGUUCUAAUAAGGCACGAAUGUUUUCCAUUUCAGCCAUGACGACUGUGGAGCCCCAACAGACUGAAAAACCGGUUCAGUCGAAAAUCGGGAUAAUCUAUCCUCCACCGGAGGUCCGAAACAUUGUCGAUAAGACCGCCAGUUUCGUUGCUCGGAAUGGACCAGACUUCGAGUCUCGGAUUCGCCAAAACGAGAUCAAUAAUCCAAAGUUCAAUUUUCUCAACCCAGCGGAUCCCUAUCAUGCUUACUACCAGCACAAAGUACGUGAGUUUGCUGAGGGAAAGACAAGUGAACCUGCGGCUUUGAAACUCACAACACCAAGUGCUGCACGUCUUGGUCAAGACACUCCAAAGUCAAUUCAGGAGACUUUUAUUCCAAAGGAACCACCGUCCGAAUUCGAAUUUAUCUAUGACCCACCGUCAAUCAAUGCAAUGGAUAUCGACAUUAUCAAGCUGACAGCACAGUUUGUUGCACGAAAUGGACGGCAAUUUCUAACCCAAUUGAUGAACAGAGAGCAGCGUAACUACCAGUUUGAUUUUCUCAGGGCACAACACAGUAUGUUUGGCUACUUUACGAAGCUGGUUGAGCAAUAUACAAAAAUUUUAAUUCCCCCGAAAGAUAUCGCGGACAAAUUGAGCGAUGAACUGGAACACCCGAAACGUUUGCUUGAUGAUGUGAAGUAUCGGGUUGAAUGGCACAAGUAUCAGGAGCGGCAACGAAAACGCGAGGAAGAGGCGGCCGAAAGGGAGCGAGUUGCUUACGCCCUCAUUGAUUGGCACGAUUUUGUCGUUGUGGAAACAGUUGACUUCCAACCAAAUGAGGCGGGGAAUUUUCCAGUGCCCACUACACCCGACGAAGUUGGUGCUCGUAUGCUGGCUGAGGAACGAGGUAUGCAGUUGCCUCCUAAAGUUCCCGCUGCUCCACCUCCACCCCCUGGUUCUUUGGGUUUGAUGCCUGCAGACCUGGACGAGGAAGAUGAAGAUGAAGAAGGCGAUGAAGAGAGUGGGGAUGAUGAGAGAUUAUCUGACGCAGAAACUGCAGAUGUUCGAAUGCCAGAGCCGGUGUCCCUGGAAGCCAAACCUGUUUUAAGUGCCGCUCCUGAAACAGUUGAACCUUCACAUGCUAGGCCAGCGCAAUCGCCGUCCCCUCCACCUGCACCAGAAUUCAUGGAGGGGGAAGAUAUGGAGUUGUCAGAGGACGAGGAUCAAGCUCAACCAACUGAGGGUACCUUACCACAGAAGCAACCAGCCAAACAUCUGCCGCCCACAACAGAUCAGGUUAUAAUUCGGCCCGAUUACGAUCCAAAGGCUGUACGGUUAGCGAAACGUGAUGAAUCAGUCUUACUGGUUUCUCCGUUCACGGGAGAGAAAAUUCCUGCACAUCAAGCACCAAAACACAUUCGUGUUGGUCUUCUUGAUCCGAAAUGGGUGGAACAACGUGAUCGUGAGAUUCGUGAGAAAAGGGAACAGGAACAAGUGUAUGCUUCAGGCAGUCUGAUUGACAGCAGCCUGAAACAGUUAGCAGAACGGCGAACCGAUAUUUUCGGUGUGGGUGUGGAUGAAAUCCAAAUAGGUAAGAAGUUGGGUGAGGGGGAAUCGGUCAAAUCGGAUAAGUUGAUUUGGGAUGGACACGCUGCAUCUUCUGAUUUGAUUGUCAAACGAGCGAUGGAAGCUGUAACGGCGAAGGAUAAGCAGGAACUACUCGAAUUCCAAAUGAAGUUGGAUGCCGCACGUGACAAAAUUGGCCCGCAAGGUGGGACGACGCCUGCCGUGCCCAUGUUCCCUCCUGGUGUCAUCAAGCCUGGAAUGAUAAUUCAACCUCCGCAACCAGUCAGCAAUAUUGUAAAGACCAAUCCUCCCCCUCCCCCUCCACCACCACCACCACCGGGUUUGCUGAUGAUGUCGAAUGCACCCCCACCACCUUUGCCACCGUCUAUGUUCCCACCUGGAAUGCCACCACCACCCGGUUUGGCAAUGCCAAGCUUUAUGGCCCCACCUCCAGGCAUGCCACCACCACCUCCACCACCAGCUGUGUCCACUGCUGAUGGAGAACCGGAAGCCAAGCGACCAAGAGAGUAG